Molecule: messenger RNA, 1597 nt
Organism: Silurus meridionalis
Lineage: Eukaryota; Metazoa; Chordata; Actinopteri; Siluriformes; Siluridae
Exons: 11
Coding region: 1-1545 (514 amino acids)
Biological process (GO): response to endoplasmic reticulum stress; protein folding
Cellular component (GO): endoplasmic reticulum
Source: RefSeq, a predicted model, not a curated record
AUGAAAACCAUGCAGGUGUACACCGUGUGCUCUGCACUCUUCUUCAGUGUAUUUCUAAGUGGAGUACUGGGCAAAAAAGUGAAAGAACCCAUUUCAAAGGAUGAGGAAGUGCUGGUGUUGAAUGAAAGCAACUUAAAUCAAGCCCUUCAACAACACAGCCAGUUGCUGGUGCACUUCUAUGCUCCUCUAUCUGGCGAGUCUCUUGGCUCCAUUCUAGAGUUUGCAAAGGCAGCCAGUGAGCUCAACGAAAUCAAAUCAUCUGUGAAACUAGGAAAAUUUGAUGUCUCUAAAGAGAAAGACCUUGCCAAAUCCUUAAACGUAACUACAGUGCCAUCGUUACGACUGUACCUAAAUGGGGACAAGUAUAAGCCUGUUCAUUGUCCAGUUCUGAAGAGCUCUGCUGCAAUUGUAACAUGGCUUAAAAGAAGAGAGGGUCCUAGUGCUGACCUUGUUUCUGAUCUCAACCAGUUGGAGAGCUUCACUGCAGAAGAGGAGCUUGUGGUUCUAGGAUUAUUUAAGGAUGUUGAGACGGGCUUAGCAAAGGUUUUUUUCGAUGUGGCGGCUGACAUUGCGGACCUGCCUUUUUGUGUAACAGGAAGCAAGCACAUCUUUAGCAAGUACAAUAUAUUUGAUGACUCAGUUGUGCUUCUCAGAAAGUCAAAAAUGGCCGAAAUAUUUGAGAUGACAAGCAACACGGUAAAAGAGGAUGUCAUUCACUUCAUUAGAGUCCAUGAGAUGCCUUUGGUGACUGAGUACACUGGCGAGACAUCAGCUAAGAUACUAAACUCUGUGGUGCAGAAUCAUUUGGUUUUGUUUAUUGAUAAAGCUGAGAAAGGAUUCAAGCAAAUAUAUCGUGCUUUUAAAUCUACUGCGAAAGAAUACAGAGGCAAGGUUCUUUUUGUGCUGAUCAACGUGGGUGAACCUCGGAACGGACGCAUAUUGGAGUAUUUCCGUGUAAGGAUUGAGGAAUCACCACUGGUCCGCAUGGUUAACUUGUCAGACAGUGUACAAUAUCAAUUACCUUCAGAUCGACUGGAUAUACAAACAAUUACUGACUUCUGCCAGAGUUACUUUGAGGGGAAUGCUAAACCAAAGCUACAGAGUGAGCCAAUCCCUGAUGGCUGGGAUGAGCAGCCUGUGAAAGAGUUGGUGGGGAUGAACUUCGAAAGGGUUGCUUUCAAUGCAAACAAGAAUGUUUUAGUUCUUUUCUAUGCCCCAUGGAGUUCUGAGAGCCGAGCACUGUUUCCUUUGUUUGAAGAACUUGCGAAACACUACAGUGACACUGAGGAUGUAGUAGUUGCCAGAAUUGAUGUAACUGCCAAUGAUGUAAACAUUCGCAUGGUAGACAAAUAUCCGAUCAUUAAACUGUUUCCUGCAGUUUAUGCCGAAAGGGUAAUGUCAUAUUCUGGCCAAACCAAGCUGGAACCAAUAGCUGAGUUUGUGAAUGCAGAAAGAGCACGAGCCAAGGAAGAUAAGGCCAAGGAAGAGAUAGAAAGAAAGAAAUAUCUGGAUGCACAGCAAGCAGCAGCUAAAGAAGAACUAUAGCACACACCCAACACACUUACAAACAUGCACUCACACCCACCCAAACACCCAC